AUUAUACUCAUUGUAGAAAAAAAUUAAGUAUGACAAAUGAUCCAUAAGCCUGUCCCUACAGAACACAGUCAUUGUCUUCUUAAUGUUCCUUCUCUGCUUUGUGUAGGUAAUGAGUCAGGACAGGCGCGGCCACACCGAGGUAACACACAGCCCCCAGAGCUGCCUCAACAAGCAGCAGGUCCUCACGGCCGUCCGCCAGUUGCAGCAGCUGCUGAAGGUGCAGGAGACCCGCUUCGCCGAGGGCCUCCGCAAUGUGAGGAGCCGCCUGGCCAUACUGCAGAGCUCUGCCAACAGAGUGGGUUUCGACGGCUCCCCAGUUUCCUGCCCUGCCCUGGACGCCCCUCUAGAUGGCAGAAAGUUUGGAAGCAGGUACUUAGUGGAUCAUGAAGUCCAUUUCACCUGCGAUCCCGGGUUCCAGCUGGUGGGGCCUAGCAGCUUGGUGUGUCUUCCCAAUGGCACCUGGACAGGGGAGCAGCCCCAGUGUAGAGAUACAAGUGAAUGCUCCAGCCGGCCUUGUCAACAUGGUGAGACAUGUUUAGAAGGAGUCAACCAGUAUACAUGCAUUUGUACUUCAGGAAGGACUGGGAGCCACUGUCAGUACCAGGCCCAGAUCGAUGUGAACGAGUGUGAGCUCUACAAGAGGAGGGGGUACUCCCGCCUUUGCAUGCACAUCUGUGUGAACACACCAGGCUCCUACCACUGUACCUGCCCCAGUGGGUACCGGAUGCUGCCCAACAAGAGGACCUGUGAGGAUAUUGAUGAGUGUGUGCGUCCCCAGCGCCACUGUACGGGGAAAACCAUGUGCGUCAACAUUGGUGGAGCCUUCCAGUGUAUCGACCCCAAGUGCCCUGAGGACAAGAACAAUGUGACCUAUGUGAUGACGUCUCCCCUUCGGUGUGAGCGAAAUCCCUGCCCCAUGGACAGCAAACCCUGCCUCCGCCUGCCCAAGACUGUCUCUUUUCACUACCUGUCUGUGCUUUCCAACCUGGCAACGCCGGUGGUGCUCUUCCGCAUGACCAUGCCCCCGCUGCCCGGCCAGCGGAAACCCAAGGGCCUGCGGUUUGGCAUCGUGGGAGGGAACAGCCGCGAGCACUUUGUGAUGCAGCGCUCAGACCUCCGGACAGGGGAGCUGAUCCUCCUGAAGACCCUGAAGGGGCCGCUGACAGUGGAGUUGGACCUCGCCAUGUCGGAAUACCUGGGCCGCUCCUACCAGAUCAGCCACGUGUCCAAGCUCACCAUCUUUGUGUCCCAAUACGACUUCUAAGAGUGCGUGAGCACGGGGUGGAGAUCUGGGCUCAUGUGUCUUCCAAGGCUCAGCUGUGGGCACUGACUGCGAGACGCCUCCCCUCCCUGCCCGCCUGCUCACCUGCCAUUCACCCAGGGGUCCAGGGCACCGCUGCACCCUGGCCCACAGCGUUGCACGGAAGGGCGGCCACGAAACCCAAACUGCUGCCAUCACUUUUGUUUUCUGCUUUAAGGUUGUUCCCGUCGAUUAUGCACUAAUUUUCUGAAAUCUCUUUUCCAGGGGAAUGGGUAGCUUUUGAAAAUGCUGUGCGAAUGGCACUAUGGGUUUGAGCUAGCCGGGGAGGGAAGGCUUACAAUGUGGAUCAGUCCUGUAUUAUUAGUCAUGUUGAGGGUCAGACCGGGCCCGGUGUGCGUGGCACGGGGUGGGCCCUUGGCCACGACCCGGAGUUCUGCUGUUGUCUGUGUCCCCUCGGUGACAUGCCUGCCAGCCUUCUCACAGAGAGGGGUGCAGGCCUGGGAGCCCCACAUGAUUCUUCUAGACCAAGGGACCAACAUUGAAGAGUAGAUUCUGCCUGAAUUAAUUCCUUUUGAGAAAUCAUAUCUCAAAACAUAACCUGGUAUUCUGAGUAAAUAAAGCCUCUUGUUUCUCCCUGCCCACCUGGCCUGUCCCUGAACAUGAGCUGGCCCCGUGCCUUGUAGGAGGGGACACCUAGCUCGCUUCCUGUCUAGGCGCAGCCACUAAGAUGAAUGACUAAGAGAGAACACAUAGGUGAAUGUGGGAUUGCUCCCGCAGUGGAAAUCCGGCCUGGCCCAAUAGGAGAUUCAUAAGGCAACACCAGGCUGUGAGGAGUUUAAGAUGCUCCAGGCCUUCUACUUCUGAUGGAAGAGCCAGGAGGAGAUGCCCUCCAGUGACCAGCUAAGGCUGGGGGUGGGGCGGGGUGGGGUGGGAAGUUGGCUGAGCUGUGAGGUUUCAGUAUCCAAAUAGAUGUUAAUCUAGGUGAGAUUUCAUCACAGAUGCGUUAUUUUAAAACUCUGUAUUUGCUUGGUAUGAGAUGGAGCCAGAGGACAUGUGUUGCCAGGUUAGUGGCCAAGCCCACAUCAGGAUGUUUCUGGGACACUAUCCUUGUCUUAAUUUGCCAGACAAGAGUAAGACACAGUCAAGAGUUGCCUUUGAUAUUUUUCAUCUCCUCCCAUGAGCUCAGCUGCCAUCUCUCCAACGACAGAACCAGGGCCUGUAAAUCUGCCUUUCUGGGCUGUUACAUGACUAUUGAAACUGUUGUCCACAGCCUUGUGUUUCCAAGUGGUGCUGUGAAGGAUCAGAAGCCUGCAGGCCACCCUGUCCCCUAUGCGGACGUCAGGUGGGAGAGUCCAAAGGCCUGGCCACGUUACAGUGGUGUGCUCUUCCUCCUUGCUGAGGGCUUGGGUGGCUCCCAGGGACAAGCCUCGCACCUCCCAGGUGAGGCAUGUAGAUGCUCUUCAGAACAGGCGCCCACCUCCACUGGUGCAUCACGAUGACUUGGAUGCCACAGGCCCAGCCUAAAGCAGUGGUUUGCAUCCUUAGAUCUGCCGUCACAGUGCCGCAUGAAUGCCCGGCUGCUUGCGUUCCUCCUGUGGAGUACGCCUGGGCCUUCUCCGUGGGUGAUACCUUAUGUUCUCUUUUCUCUCUCACCUCACUUUCCCCGUGGAAACCAACCCUCUUUUGUCCUUUCACAAUCUGUGCCAGGUCAGAGCAGCUAAUAGAGGUAUUAAUUUGCACCCCUUUCCAAGAGACAUAGUUUCCUAGUAUUCGGCAGUGGUUUUUUUUUUAACUUUUGAUCACGCACAGUUGCAAACACACACAAAAGCAGAGAGGAGUGCAAUGAGCCCAUGUCCAAAUCACCAGCCUCGGUGAGUAACACAUAGCAAGUCUUGUUCCAUCUCUAUUCUCACCCCACAUGAUGAUUCUGGAGCAGAUCCUAGACGUCAGUCACAUUAUUUCAUCUGUAAAUAUUUUAGUAUUUCUCCUUAAACUAUAAGUACUCUUUAAAAAGCACAACCUCAAUACCAGUGAUAUCUAAAAAAUUAGCAAUAAUUCUUUAAUACCUUCAGAUAUUUCUGAGUGGCUCAUGACUUUGUUUGAAUUGGAUCCAUGAUUUGUAAUUUGUUGAUAGGCCUCUUUAGUCUCUUUUAAUCUGUACAGUGGUUCUCACAUCUGAACAUAUGUUUGGAGAAACUGGAGGCUUGUUAGAAGACAGAGUACUGGGUCAUUUGUCCUGUAGAAUUUCCCACAGUCUGGGUUUUCCUGAGUGCAUCUCUAUUAUGUCUUUUUCCAUGUUCCUCUGUCCUCUCUGCUUUUUACACAUCAAUCUUUAUAUCUAGAGAUUUAAUCCAGGUCCAGUUAGGUUUUGCUUUGCAAGACUGCUUUCUUGGUGGUAACAGGAGCUUCCAGUGGGAGCAAUAGAGUCUCUUGUUGACUCUUUUCUAAUGUUAGCAGCCACUGAUGUUUGUUGAUAGACCAUGACUCCUUUAGGCGUCGCAAAUAAUAUUCUAGUGCUGUUGUUUCUUUUUUGUUUAUUGGCUGGUGUACUUUGUCAAGAGAAACCUGCUUUCAUCAAUUAUUUGGCUGUCCUGGGGUUUGGUCUAUAUAGGAAAGGCAGGAAAAUUCCUCGACUCUUCUUAGCUUGCAAGGUGGCUGCGGUGAGAAUUGUUUUCUUGCCGAGUACAUGAUGAACUCGUGGUUUAAACAGCUGAGGUAUGUUUCAGGGCAUUGCAGUUAUUGUUCCUGCUGUUGCUCAGACUGUGGUCCCUCUGGCCCUUGGGAACUGCUUCAAGUUGGCUGAUUCCUGUUGACAUGACCCGGGUGGUCUUUGAUAGUUUCAUAGUUAUCUUGUCUAUCUGUUUCAAGCUCAUCUUGUGUAUUCUGAGUCCCAGCCCUGAAGUCAUGCAUUACCCCAGGGAUCCUGGUUCUUUUCAGUGGGCAAUGAUAAUUAGAGAUCAAAAUCUGGGUGCUAAGGGUGCUCAAUGGUAGUGGUGUGAUCAGAAUGACAAUGCCAAAAUUAUCACAAAAAAUAAUUACUGAAAACAGUUAAAGUUUUCUUUUGCAAUUCUGUUUCUUGGUUUUAGUGGACAGAACUAGGACAUGUGUACUCUUUGUUGUUGUUGUUUUUUAAA
Messenger RNA from Miniopterus natalensis, 4395 nucleotides. The record is from RefSeq and is a predicted model, not a curated record. NCBI's taxonomy places the organism in Eukaryota, Metazoa, Chordata, Mammalia, Chiroptera, Miniopteridae.